Molecule: messenger RNA, 1824 nt
Organism: Osmia lignaria (orchard mason bee)
Lineage: Eukaryota; Metazoa; Arthropoda; Insecta; Hymenoptera; Megachilidae
Biological process (GO): regulation of synaptic transmission, cholinergic; sleep; positive regulation of voltage-gated potassium channel activity
Source: RefSeq, a predicted model, not a curated record
AAUCCUACGUUUACCAUGGAGAUAUGUUUAGCCAACAAGAAAAUAGAAAAGAGAAAAUAAUGAAAUUGUUUCUUUGAAAAUUGGUGAAGUAUUAGUGAAAAUUGUAAAUAAAAGUUUGAUAGCUACGAUUAUGGGAUGAUUGGUGGUUGAAUAACGAUGGUGGUUGAACUUACAAUCUUAUAAAGAGUUAUAGUGUUUUGAAUUGAAUUAAAUGUAUUAGGGGUAGUAAAUUAAUUCUGUGCUCUUAAAUUUAAUUGUUAUUAGGAAUGUUCAUUAUUUUAAUAAUAAGAAAGAUUAGAGAAAUCGGAAUUACCCUAUCGCGCGAGCUUUGAAUUCGUGUUCCGUAAAUUAAAACUCGGGUUAUUUACAUUAUCAACAAUUAAACACUACUUUUAAUUGCUAUAUUGUGUCCCAACUCUGUUAAAGUUACUUUUACUGCAAAUCAAUCGCUUCGCUCCAGUAUGUUGUCAGCCACGAAGCGGAUGGCGGCCUAGUAUUAAUAUUACAGUAGAGUAUCGUUAAAUAGCCGCGACGAGGUAUUUUUAUUAUAAACAUGUUUAUAAUGUUUCUAUUGUUGUGAUCAGUAGAAAACGUUUAAAACAUAUUACAAGUAUGCACAUGUUUAGUUUUUGUGUGGUAUUCAAGUGCUUUAAGUUCGAUUAAAGUGCUGAGCUAUGAGUUCUAAUGAGCCAGAUCAAAAUCCUAGAUGCUACAUGUGCACUUCCUUAACGCAUCCAGGCUGCGAUACCGAUCCGGAUGCGAACAAUAUUAAAACCGACGAAUGUACAUUAAAUCAUAUGACAGAUAUGCAACGAAUCAUUCAGCAACAUAACGAUUUGAGAAACAUAUCUCAUAUCUUCGACGUUGACACCGCACACAUUUAUUCGGCUACUUCACCAAUGGCUUGUGCCAAAAUGGUUCUCAAAGUGAAAGGGAAAGAGGUGAUAGUGAGGAAUUGUCAAACGGAGAAGACAGAGACGGUUGAUCCUUGCAAAGCUAUAGAAAGAAAAUUUCCGCACGAUAUCACUCUUGAAUAUUGCGAUAUGUGCAAGCACAAUGCUUGCAAUAGUUCCACUAUAAUUACCUCGAAAUUUCUCCUCGAUCUACUGUUGGUCCUGGGUACCAUGGUUUUCGCUACUUUUUAUACCGACGCGUAACCUUUACACAUGAAUGUAUAGAAUUGAUUACAAUCAAUUCAUGGCACAUUCCAAAGUUCAACACACACCUACAUACACACACUACACUGUUGUUCAUCGAUAUUUUAAGUUCGUUUCAUUAUCACGUAAUGUUACGGUGGUUAUUUCUGCAGUAUAAGAUAAGAAACGGGUGAAAUUUUCUAUUAUUAUUAAAACAUAUUAUGAAAAGAUCUUAGGUUUUUAGAAGACUUCCUUUUCAGCUAAAUUUAUACGAUGAAUUUUUUCAUAGUCUUUUGUCUUGCUUCAACCGCCGGAAUGGAAGAACGAGAAGAUUCCCAUUUGUUAAAUUUCAAAAAAAAAAGACACUAACGAUAAGUUGAUUGAUCAAGUUUUGUAUACCAAGUUCCGAACGACGAGGAUUCAUAGAAUUCUGUUUAAUUGCUGCCUGUUCAAUGUAUUUAAUAAAUUGUGUGUUCUCGAUCGAUGAAUAUUCGAGGAAGCUCCGCCGUAUAUGCAUAAAUAAAUGUUUAUUAUAUACGAACAUAUACGUAUUAUAUAAAGGAAAAGGCUUUUGAAUAUGAAAUUUGGCCAGGUGUUUAUACCGUGAAAUGUUAUCGAGCUUCUCAAAAUCGAAUAUAAUGUUAUCGCACGAAAAUUAUAUUGAGCAAUAAAAAUGUAUGUUAAACAA